This is a messenger RNA of Aspergillus pseudonomiae, 993 nucleotides long. RefSeq lists its product as uncharacterized. NCBI's taxonomy places the organism in Eukaryota, Fungi, Ascomycota, Eurotiomycetes, Eurotiales, Aspergillaceae. The record is from RefSeq and is a predicted model, not a curated record. The coding region runs from base 1 to 993 and encodes 330 amino acids. The transcript has a single exon.
AUGAAGAUAACUAGUCAAAUAGUUAUAUCAAUCCACUUCGCAAUAGUGUCGCCCGUGUACACCUCUACGGAAGGUUCGAAGCAAACACUCAACCUAUCAUACGGAGAGCAGCUGACUUAUAUUGGUCACACCACCUACGAGGGCAUCUCGCAACCUACGCGUAUGCUUAUGAACCUUCAGCUCCAGACCAGUAGAGGCCAGUAUUUCGUGGCCUCUCCAAUUGGUAUUAGCGUUCCGGGGGUUGUUCACAGCAGUGCCAAUGUCUAUAGUGGAUUUUUGGUUGGCAUUGUUGGGAGAGCAAACCGCGAUGGCGUGCACCGCCUGGGGAUUUGUGUGCUUCAGGAGAUCCGGGAGGUGCAUAUUGACAUGGAGUACCUGUCACUUCCAGAAGGUGGAAUCUCUGAUGUCGCUGUCAACAAUUAUACUCAUGAUAACAGAGAGGGCAAGCGCGAUGGGAGUAUCGUUGUUGACGAUACAGAAUCCAUCACCAAUUCUGCGACCACUCAGAAGACUUGGGCUGAGUCACUAGGUGUCGGCGUCACUGUGUCUGGAAAGGUCUUUGGGAUGGGAGCAGAAGGAAGCACUGAGUACACAGUUGGCAACGAGACCAUGGAAUCAACCUCGUACUCGCGCACCCGAGAAACCCAUGUGGGAAUGACAGUUGGCGUCCCUGCAGGCAAAAAGUACUGGGUUGAAGUCCUCUACUACAAAGGGACUUUCCGUGUUUCGUUCAGACCAAAGUAUUCUUUUGAGCUGAAGAAUGGAGUCAAAGUGAACUGGCCCUGGGACGAAGAACAACCGAUCUCCGGUGUUGCAUGGGGAAAUCUGUUUCUGAAAGUACACGACAUGACUAAUACACCUGACGAAAAGGUUCCACCUCCUCUUCCGUCCCCCCGAAAGACGUUCCUGGUGACGAGGGCAAUGAAAAGGUCAAGAAAUGAGCAAACUGUGUUAGCACUCUACGGGACGCUAGAGCCUUUUAUACAACUAUAA